AUGGUCGUCGCGUUAGGACUACUGGUCAAUGCGGUCCUGGUGGGCAUCCCAGUUGGGGGAUGCGUUGGAGCUCUAAUGGGUAUUGAUGCCCACCGAGCAGCGAAUGGUCAGAAACCUCUAUUCACCGGGGGGGACACUGACGAUGGCAUCAGCACUGGCGGCGGCAGCUCUGGCGGCAACUCUGGCAGCGACAGUACUGGCGGCGGCGGUGGUGGCCAUCACACUGUCACGAACAAUGGCGUGUCGAGCACCCAGUACUGCAAUCGUUCAAUCGGAAUCAGUCCACCGUCGAAAUCCGAACAAUACACGCUGAACCCAAAUCAAUGGGGUGUGACAUCAACAUCAACAGGAAACGGGCUCUGCAUGAAUGUCACGACAUUCGUCAACGAGACUUAUCCAACCCAGACCGCUCCCGAGUUCUCCAUCACCUGGCAAUUCGACCCUGGCCCAGAGACUGCGCCUGUCCACGGAUACCCCAAUAUUCGCGUCGAUGAUGUGUUGCCAAAAGCGAUGGACACGAUCUCCGAAUUAUAUCUUGACCUGCAUUGGACAUAUGGAGUGGGUGACGAGAUCGCCGAAUCAACAGAUGUAGAAGCGUUGGCAGCUGAAACCCUUGCCACUAACGUCGCCAUUGAUAUGUUCUUGGAUACCGAUGCCGACAAAGCCAAGAACGAAACUAAUGCGAAAUUCGAGGUCAUGGUUUGGUUCUGGAUGUCAAACGAGAUAGCUCAACCCCAUGGUUGGGGGAGCCCAGUGAUUAACAGAACCUUGGAAGGAACGAAAUUCACGCUUUACACCGGUCAAAAUGACAAUGGACAGCUAGUCUUGUCCUGGGUCGCGGACACGAUCCUUGAGAGGUUUACUGGAGACAUUUAUCCUCUCAUCACCGAUCUGUACAACUUGGAAGGAAGUACCUACCCGGCUAAAGACGACUACCUUGGCAGUCUCAGUUUCGGAACCGAAACCUACUCUGUGGACCACAAUGUCACAUUCUGGGCCGAGGAGUACAAGAUCGACAUUAGGAGUUGA
Penicillium roqueforti is the source of this 1029-nucleotide messenger RNA. RefSeq names its product glycoside hydrolase family 12 protein. The record is from RefSeq and is a predicted model, not a curated record. Bases 1 to 1029 code for a protein of 342 amino acids. Gene Ontology annotation, molecular function: cellulase activity. Gene Ontology annotation, biological process: polysaccharide catabolic process. The transcript is spliced from 4 exons. Lineage: Eukaryota; Fungi; Ascomycota; Eurotiomycetes; Eurotiales; Aspergillaceae.